Messenger RNA from Nymphaea colorata (pocket water lily), 2473 nucleotides. RefSeq names its product DEAD-box ATP-dependent RNA helicase 18. Lineage: Eukaryota; Viridiplantae; Streptophyta; Magnoliopsida; Nymphaeales; Nymphaeaceae. The record is from RefSeq and is a predicted model, not a curated record. Bases 69 to 2069 code for a protein of 666 amino acids. Gene Ontology annotation, molecular function: ATP binding; nucleic acid binding. The transcript has 11 exons. Gene Ontology annotation, cellular component: nucleolus.
UGAGAUUAGCCUCUAACUCCAGUCGACCCGCCGCAAGAGCGUGCCAGGAAGGGAGGGAGAGAGGGACCAUGGCCGCCACUGCUGCUGCAGCAGUCCAGGGGCUAACGAGGGUUAGGUUCUCUGAGCUUCGGCCCCAACUUUCUGAUCAGGUUCUUGGAGUUCUGGAAGAGGAGGGGUUCGAAUUUUGUACCCCCGUUCAGGUCGCUACUAUCCCCUUGCUCUGCUCGUUCAAGGACGUUUGCGUCGAUGCCGCUACCGGUUCCGGGAAGACCCUCGCUUUCGUCGUCCCACUCGUCGAGAUCGUCCGCCGAGCCACUGCCCAGCAACCCCUGAAGCCCCACCAGGUUUCAGGAAUCAUUAUUUCACCAACAAGAGAAUUGUCCACUCAGAUAUACCAUGUCGCGCAGCCAUUUACUUCGACUGUCCCUAAUUUUAAAACCAUGCUUCUUGUUGGAGGGUUGGAUAUAAAAGUUGAUUUAAAGAAAAUAGAGGAGGAAGGUGCGAAUCUUCUCAUAGGCACUCCUGGAAGGCUAUACGACAUAAUGGAACGCGUGGAAAGCUUGGACUUUAGAAGCUUGGAGGUUUUGAUUCUUGAUGAGGCAGAUAGACUUCUAGAUAUGGGUUUCCAAAAGCAAAUCUCUUCCAUAAUAACUCGUUUACCAAAGCAACGAAGAACUGGUCUUUUCUCUGCCACUCAAACGGAGGCUGUUGAAGAGCUAUCCAGAGCAGGAUUGAGAAACCCUACGAAGGUUGAAGUUAGAACUGAUGCCCAGUUACCAGCUGACUCUAUGGCAGAAAGAUCCUCUUCCAAGACACCAUUGGGGCUCCAUAUUGAGUAUCUCGAAUGUGGAGCAGAGGUGAAGCCAUCACAUCUUGUUGAUUUUCUGUACAAUAAUAAACAAAAGAAAGUCAUAGUCUAUUUCAUGACCUGUGCUUGUGUUGAUUACUGGGGAGUUGUCUUACCUCAGCUUGGACUUCUUAAAGGUUGUUAUAUUGUUCCACUCCAUGGAAAAAUGAAGCAGACUGCUAGAGAGAAAGCUUUAGCUUCUUUCAUGGAAUUGUCAAGUGGUAUCCUGUUAUGUACUGAUGUUGCAGCACGAGGGCUUGACAUUCCAGGGGUUGAUUGGAUAAUCCAGUAUGACCCGCCUCAAGAUCCAAAUAUGUUUGUGCACCGUGUUGGUCGGACUGCACGCAUGGGUAGACCAGGAAGUGCUAUCGUAUUCCUACUGCCCAAGGAGGAAGCGUAUGUUGAUUUUCUACGUAUAAGAAGAGUUCCUCUUGAAGAAAGGAAGUGUUCUGCUGCUGCUUUAGAUGUAGUUCCUCAGAUACGUGAAGCUGCAAGAAAAGACCGUGAUGUUAUGGAAAAGGGACUGAAGGCAUUUGUAUCAUAUAUUCGUGCGUAUAAAGAACAUCAGUGUUCAUAUAUUUUCAGGUGGAAAGAGCUGGAGAUAGGGAAGCUAGGAAUGGGUUAUGGCUUAUUGCAGCUUCCUUCAAUGGCAGAGUUGAAGCAUCAUAACUUGUCAACCGAUGGUUUUAUCCCUGUGGAGAACAUCAACUUGUCAGAGAUAAAGUACAAAGACAAAGCUCGUGAGAAGCAACGCAAGAAGAAAAUGUUACGGAAACAAGAACUGGAACAUUUGGAGCCAAAACCUGACAAACCAAAGACAAAUGUUGACACAAGCAAGACAGUUACAAGGAAGAAAACAGGUAGGCAGCGGCGGGCUGUGCAGAGUAUGCAAGACGAAGAUGAAUUGGAAAGAGAAUAUCGUUUACUAAAGAAGCUGAAGAAGGGAAAAAUCAGUGAAAGUGAGUUUUCAAAACUGAUGGGACUUGGUGAUUGCUUAAGUGGGGAAUCAGAGUUAGAGGAGUCUCAAAUUAGCAACCCGGAGAUGAGUGAGUCCACAAAAGCAGUGAGAAGGACGGGAAAAAAUAGCAAGCAGCACAAAGGAGCUACUAAAAUCUCAAGUAUGGCAUCUAGCAGAAAGGAAAGCCAAGAUCUAAGGCGGAGCAAGUUGGGUGGUAGCCAUAGGCAUGGCAAAAAGGGCAAGGCUCAGAGGCAGAAAAAGUGAACACGACAGCAAGUCGGUAGACACAGUUGUGCACAAGUUCAGUACUGCUAUCAAAUGACACAACAGGAAAUUAUCUUCUCAUGUUGUUCCAACAGCAACAAAGAAGUCUGGCGGAGCACUGAAAUGAAUUGGCAGUCCUGAAACGAAUGUUCUGGUGCUGUUGUAACCAUAGAACAUUUAGUUUGGGCCUUGCUUGGUGGGCUACAAUUUUGACUCUACUUCGAGAGCUUUAUUUGUGGGAAAACCUAUUGCCCGAUCCCAACUAUGCUCUUUUAUUCAGUUACUGAGCCGUGUUUAUUUGAGAUGCUAACGGGCAUAUUUUCCAGGAAACCCACGUCCGUUUGUAUAACUCGUUGCCCGCAACCAUGCGUUUCAAUAUAUGAAAAGAUCGGGUUUUCUGCAUC